Talpa occidentalis (Iberian mole) is the source of this 1552-nucleotide messenger RNA. It is a transcript of the gene CD53, whose product is annotated as CD53 molecule. The record is from RefSeq and is a predicted model, not a curated record. The coding region runs from base 117 to 776 and encodes 219 amino acids. The transcript is spliced from 8 exons. Gene Ontology annotation, cellular component: membrane. NCBI's taxonomy places the organism in Eukaryota, Metazoa, Chordata, Mammalia, Eulipotyphla, Talpidae.
ACAUAUAGCCCCGGAUAUCUUUGUUACCAGACUUGUCACAGCCCCUCAAGGAUAAUCACCAAUUCUGCCUGAAGGACUGAGGAAAAGUGCCUGCAAAAGAGCAACAAUAUUCCAGUAUGGGCAUGAGUAUCUUGAAAUUACUGAAGUAUGUCCUGUUUUUCUUCAACUUGCUUUUCUGGCUCUGUGGCUGCUGCAUAUUGGGCUUUGGGAUCUACUUUCUGGUCCAUAACAGCUUCGGAGUGCUCUUCCAUAACCACCCCUCCCUCACACUGGGCAAUGUGCUCAUCAUCGUGGGCUCCAUUAUCAUGGUGGUCGCCUUCCUGGGCUGCAUGGGCUCCAUCAAGGAGAACAAAUGUCUGCUUAUGUCGUUCUUCGCCCUGCUGCUGAUUAUUCUCCUUGCUGAAGUGACAUUAGCCGUCCUGCUCUUUCUGUAUGAACAGAAGCUGAAUAAUUACGUGAAUAAAGGUCUGAAUGACAGUUUCCAGCGUUACAAAAAGGACAACAGCACCAAGGCAGCGUGGGACUCCAUCCAGACAUUUUUGCAAUGUUGUGGUGUAAAUGGCACCAGCGAUUGGGGUGAAAAACCACCGCCAUCUUGUCCCACAGAUCCACAAGUUAAGGGUUGCUAUGUGAAAGCAGAAGAGUGGUUUCAUUCCAAUUUCCUAUAUAUUGGAAUCAUCACUAUCUGUGUAUGUGUGAUCCAGGUAUUGGGGAUGUCCUUUGCACUGACCCUGAACUGCCAGAUUGAUAAAACCAGCCAGGCCCUGGGACUGUGAUCUUCUGUUGCCUUAUGCUAGAGAGACUUGUUUCAUCUCUGGAAAUCCAAAACCUGAAAUGAUUACUACCUGGCAUGGAGUCUUUGUCCCCUUCCAUUUCUUCCAUGUUUUAAUUCCUCUUUCAUACAACCAGCAAAGAAGGCAUUAGUCAGCAACUUCUCUCAAGCAACAAGAUCAUUUUCAUUAACUCAUAGAAGCAGCCAUAUCCCCCAAUUUGGUGACACUAAUACCCAUGCAUUUUUCAGACAUGAGAGACUAAGAGAACUUGUGUGAAGAAUGGCUCAAGAUCAAAGGGUUAGUCAGGGACUUUAAUGUAUGCAUUGUCCCAUUGUCAAACACAUCUCUAGCCUUUAAGUCAUGCCCAGUUCACUCUCCAAAUCAAGCAAGAGAAAAACUGAGCUCUGGGGCCAGAUUCACUGAAUCAUUUUUAUAACCCUAGUGUAUUUCCUUUUGACUAGAGGUCUUAGAUCCAGGAAUGACAGUCUCUUUCUCCAAAGGGUGAGAUUUCAUUUCAGUUUCCUUAUUAAAAGCCUUAUUGGGGCUCCCCUGGUGGCGCAGACAGUUGAGCGCAGUGCUGUGAAGCUGUCCGCAGCCUCUGCAGCGCCCGAUCGAUCCCCGCUGGCGAGGAUCCCUCUUGGCAUGGCAGACCUCUCCUGUCUUGCCACUGCUCCUGUCAGCAGUGUAUUUCGUCAGCCUACCUGUUCUGUUCCCUUCUCUGUCUCUAGUGAAUCCUCUCACCCUCCCGCGAAUCCAUCCUGUACCCCGGUUCUUGUAUA